GCGACACUUUUUUCUGCCAGAUUCUUUCGUUUCGUACAAAAACGCGUCGAUUGAGCAUAUUUACAUCGAGAUUUGAGGUGAGGCCCUUAAACUAAAUAAUUACCCUAAUUAUGUCCCAGGAAGAGAAGGACCUGGACGUAAAUAAAGCCUUCGAGAAUUUAUUAUUUGCGGAAGAAAUUGCACAGAAGUCAGGCUACGAGAAAGGCUAUGUGACUGGCAGGGAGCAGCUGCUAAAGGGAUACCACCUUGGGUACCAUAGAGCUGGCAUAAUCGCCGCGCAAUUAGGAUACUAUAGUGGAGUAUUGGAACACUAUUUACAGACUAAUGACGCUAAAUGCGAGAAGGCGGUGGCGAUAGCCGGGAGGCUCUUGGAAGACAUUCGCCGCACUCUUCCCGAUCACCAGGACGACAAUCUGGACAUUCUGAAAGCUGUGGAAGAUAUUAAGUUCAAAUAUGCCAAAUUCUGUUCUCUAGCAAAAAUUAGUUCGGUUUAUCCGGAGACAGAUAGACUUGAAUUUUAAUGCGACGACGAUGGCGGAAUAUA
Temnothorax curvispinosus is the source of this 544-nucleotide messenger RNA. RefSeq lists its product as uncharacterized. The coding region runs from base 111 to 521 and encodes 136 amino acids. The record is from RefSeq and is a predicted model, not a curated record. The transcript has a single exon. NCBI's taxonomy places the organism in Eukaryota, Metazoa, Arthropoda, Insecta, Hymenoptera, Formicidae.